CGUCAAACGUUCGACGGUUGGCCAAAAAAACAACAAUCACCCCCUCUCUGGAAUCGGUGACUUAAUACAGAAGGCGCUAAUUUGUGGCCACCCCGGUAUGAUUGUGUGUUGAUUUGAUUGUGUGUCUGAGGCCUGGGCCCGGCAGAAAAUAAAAUCCCGCGCCCGCGAUUUUUCCAAUUUGUCCCGAAGCUAUAAAACCGGCAAACCGCGGAUGACACUUUUCACAGUUGAUCGAUCGCAAUCGGUCGGUGCGGUGUCGGUUCUGAGAAGCGGAAGAAGUCGUGGUGACCCAUAAAUGUUCUUGUGACCGGUAAGAGAGGCCGUUUUUUCCCUUGGUGGGGAGCCUCAUAGCUGGGCAGUGAAAAAGUGUGAGACAUAACUUCAAUUGACUUCGAUCGAGUGAUAAGCGACGAACCUGGAUCAGUUGAAAUAUACUUGUGAAGAUUUGAAUUUCUGAUAAAAUUUAAUAUUUGGUGAAAUUUAAGAGUUUAAGUCAGUGGGUUUCAUAGACAAACAGAGAGCAAACUGUUUAAAAAUUUUUCAGUGGAACAAAGCAUAACGCAGGUGCGGUUUUCGAGAUUUGACAGUAAUUAGUUUCGCCCGCCCAACACCACCCACACAAUUCACCGGUUUGCCAAUAUGCUACAAACUUUCUAUCGAGAGGCCCUAGAUACUGUAGCUAUUACUCAUUGAGAGAGAGUGAGGUGUGCAAUUAGAAGCGCUGCUUAAAUCUCCAUCCAGCAUCUCUUACUAUCGUUCGGCAAUCAGAGAAGAUGAAGCUAGAUCGAUUCACAAUCACCCGAAUCAGCAAUCGGAUUCUCGGAAGGAACGGCACCGCAGAUAUCAAUGGCACCCCACCGGUGGCCACUUUUUCCAUCAACGGUUCGAACGGGGGAGGAGGGCUGAAUGGAGGAGGAGGAGGAAAUGGAACCGGCGAUGAUCAUUCCGUUUACACCGUCGGCUCCGAUUACGACGAUAAUUACAACAAUUUCACCAGAGAACCAUUUCCCCGGUUGGAAUACUACAGUGCAUCGAAGCGAGGACUUAAGAGGCCAUCGAUCGGUGAACUACAUGGCGACCGUGAUCGGAAACCGCCCACCUUGGAAUCGAAAGACCAGCAGGACAGCCACGGCCACAGCAUCAAGCUGGGAUGGAUCGAGGGGGUGCUCAUUCCAUGUCUGCUCAACAUCUGGGGUGUUAUGCUGUUCUUGCGACUCAGCUGGGUCGUAUCGCAGGCCGGCAUCAUCCAGACGCUGAUCAUCAUCGGCAUCUCGUACGUGGUGUGUAUCAUCACAGCGCUCUCGCUGUCGGCCAUCUGUACCAAUGGGCAGGUCAAGGGCGGCGGCAUCUACUACCUGAUAUCGCGAUCCCUAGGUCCGGAAUUUGGAGCUUCCGUUGGAAUAGUGUUCGCCUUUGCCAACUCCGUGCAGGCUUCGCUGAACACGAUCGGUUUUUGUAGCUCGCUGAACGAUCUAUUGAGAUCAUAUGGAACGAAGAUCAUCGACGGCGGAGACAACGAUGUUCGGAUUGUCGGAACAGUGGCGAUCGUCGUCAUGGUCAUCAUCUGUGCCGUUGGAAUGGAAUGGGAGGCCAAGGCCCAAAAUUUCCUGCUGGUUACGAUCGUCAUAGCUAUUUUUAACUUUUUGGUCGGAGUCGUAAUUGGGCCGAGCCAUGACAGCGAAAAGGCCCACGGGUUUGUGGGAUUUUCAACGGAUGUUUUCCAACAGAAUAUGCAGGCAGACUAUCGGUACAGUGAAGGAUCAGUCCAGAAUUUCUUCACGGUAUUCGCCAUCUUCUUCCCCAGCGUUACCGGAGUCCAGGCCGGGGCUAACAUUUGUGGAGACCUGAAAGAUCCAGCAUCGGCAAUCCCUAAGGGAACAUUAUUGGCCCUUCUUAUUACUGCGAUAUCCUACGUGACAUUUGUAUUCUUUGCUGGAGGCGCUGCACUUCGAGAUGCUUCAGGAAACAUCACGGACCUGGUGAACGGAACGUUCCCUGUUUGUGCAAAUCAAACCUGCGACUACGGUUUACAUAACGACUACACAGCUAUGCAGUUGAUGUCUCUAUCUAGUGCCAUUAUCUACGCCGGAUGUUUCGCAGCAACCCUGAGUACGGCCUUGACUAACCUGCUUUCAGUACCUCGAAUCAUUCAGGCACUCGGCAUCGAUCACAUCUACCCCGGUUUGAUCUUUUUCUCCAAAGGAUACGGCAAACAUAGUGAACCCUAUCGUGGCUAUUUUCUCGUGCUGAUCAUCUCAGCCCUGUUUGUUCUAAUCGCCAACAUCAACACAAUCGCUCCGUUGAUCUCCAACUUCUACCUUGCCUCGUACGCCCUAAUCAACUUUUGCACGUUCCACGCAGCCACCGUGAAACCCCUAGGAUGGCGACCCACCUUCCGGUUCUACCAUCCUUGGCUCAGCUUACUCGGCUCCAUUCUUUGCAUCGUGAUCAUGUUCCAACUGGACUACAUCUUCACAAUCGUAACCAUAGUGAUCAUCUUCAUCCUAUACCUCGUCGUUGUCUACCGUAAUCCGGACGUCAACUGGGGCUCCAGUACCCAAGAGCAAACCUACAAAAGCGCUCUUUCAUCCACCCUGAAGCUUCAACACAUCAGUGAUCACGUGAAAAACUAUCACCCAUCGAUUCUGGUUCUCGCAGGAAACCCCAUGAACCGACCACCCCUCAUCGAUCUCGCCCAUCUCAUCACCAAGAAUCAUUCCCUAAUGAUCGUCGGUGACAUCAUCACCGAACACCUUUCCCACCGCAAGCGACAGGAACUGCUCAAAGCUGGUACCAAAUUUCUCGAAAUCCGCAAAAUCCGUGGCUUCUAUCAACCCAUCGACGGACUGUCGAUCGAGAACAGCGUUCACGCGCUGAUCCAAACUUCCGGCGUCGGAAAACUCUCGCCCAACAUCGUUCUACUGGGCUACAAGGCAGAUUGGAUGACCUGCCCGGUUAAGGAUCUCCUCACCUACUACAAUGUGCUACACGAUGCCUUCGACUGUCGGAUGGCCUUGGCCAUUCUUCGGAUGCCCAACGGCUUGGACUUCUCCCAACUGAACACCGAAAUCAUAACGGAGAUCGUUUCCGAUCCGGCCGGGGAACCGAAGCGCAGUGGUGAAAUGAUGUGCAACGCCGGUUCGAGCAGUGCCAGCCUGCAGCAGGCCAUCUCGACCAUCAGCAGCAACGAUGGGCUGAAACCGCCGCGGAAGCUGAUGCACGUCGAUUCCAACCUGGAGCUGGACUCGAUGCACAGCAGUAAUACUACGACGCUGUCGGCCAGCGGUGAAGUUCCCCUCCCAAGUCGACGUACCAUCCAACGGGACAGCAUUGUGUAUUCAACGCGGGGUGGAUCGACCGUUCCCAAGGAAAUCCUGGACCGGCUGAGUGUGUUCCAAAGGCGACAACCGAAGGGUACGAUCGACGUCUGGUGGUUGUACGACGAUGGAGGCCUCACCAUGCUGGUACCGCACAUCAUUUCCAUCCGAUCGAAAUGGUCCCAAUGCAAAAUACGCGUCUUCGCCCUCACCAACCAACAGAUGGAGCUGGAGGUCGAGGAAAAAAAUAUGGCCAACCUACUGACCAAGCUUCGGAUCGAUUACGCCUCGCUGACUAUGCUGCAGGGGGUGAUGGAUCCACCGAAGCAGGAAACCAUCAACAUGCACAACUGGAUGCUGCGGAACUUUUCGGAAACGGACGCCACGGCACUACGCGUCACCCCCGAGGAACAGGCAGCCCUGCAUGAGAAAACCAAGCGGCAGCUGCGACUGCGCGAGAUGCUACAGGAACAUUCCCACAGCGCCAACCUGAUUGUGAUGUCGAUGCCGAUGCCCAGAUUGGGUACCGUGUCGGCUCCGCUGUACAUGUCCUGGCUGGAAAUGCUCACCAAGGAUAUGCCACCGUUCCUUCUGGUGCGAGGUAACCAGACUUCGGUUCUCACCUUCUAUUCUUAAGACGAGCAAAGCAAAGAGAAUACUGCGACGACAUAAUCAGUAUUAAACAAGAAAACGGACGUUAUUUACUUUAAGAGUUAUGUAGAAUGAAGAUUUCGAUAGCUUUAUACCAUU
Messenger RNA from Uranotaenia lowii, 4067 nucleotides. It is a transcript of the gene NKCC, whose product is annotated as bumetanide-sensitive sodium-(potassium)-chloride cotransporter. Bases 774 to 3953 code for a protein of 1059 amino acids. Gene Ontology annotation, molecular function: sodium:potassium:chloride symporter activity. The record is from RefSeq and is a predicted model, not a curated record. Gene Ontology annotation, biological process: chloride ion homeostasis; chloride transmembrane transport; sodium ion homeostasis. NCBI's taxonomy places the organism in Eukaryota, Metazoa, Arthropoda, Insecta, Diptera, Culicidae. The transcript has 10 exons. Gene Ontology annotation, cellular component: membrane.